ACUUAGAUCAAUCAGGAAAUUCUUUCUUUCAAGGAUUGUCUGUCUCAAUCACAAAUUUAUCAUGUUUGGAGCAAUUGAUAAUUUCAGGCGCAAAUUUUUUUGGAGGAUUGCCAGACUCGGUGGGUAAUCUUGUGUCCUUGAAGUUUUUAGAUCUCUCCUAUUCCAACUUAUCAGGACCGGUUCCAAAAUCACUGGGGAAUCUCUUGCAACUCACUCAUUUAGACUUAUCCGGGAACCAGUUGAGUGGACAAAUUCCAAGAUCAUUGGGGAACCUCUUGCAACUCACUUAUUUAGGCUUGUGGCAAAACCAAUUGAGUGGACAAAUUCCAAGAUCAUUGGGGAACCUCUUGCAACUCACUUAUUUAGGCUUGUGGCAGAACCAAUUGAAUGGACAAAUUCCAUUGUCAAUUCUAAACCUAACGCAGCUGGAAUACUUGAGAAUAGCUGGAAAUGCAUUAAAAGGUUCUAUUCCAGAUGAGUGAAUUCCCCCAAUUUUUAAAAGGGCUUAAAAGUUUGGAAAGCUUAGACCUCUCUUGCAACAAAAUUGAAGGCAAGAUUCCACAGUGGAUGCAAGAGGUGGGGAAUGACUCUUUGACUUACUUAAAUGUAUCUCACAACUCUUUGACAGAAGUUGAGCACUUUCCAUGGAAGAAUAUUGAAUUUCUUGACUUAAGCUCCAAUUUGAUCCGUGGAAAUCUUCCGAUUCCAGCUUCGACCAUCAAUGUCUUUCUGAUCUCAAAUAAUAGUUUCAAUGGAGAGGUCUCUUCUUUAAUCUGCAAUGUCACUUCUCUUCGAAUUCUUGAUUUGUCCCACAAUAACUUGAGUGGAACAAUUCCGCAAUGUUUUGGAAAUUUGAGCUACGGCCUUGAAUUCUUGAAUCUGAAGAAGAACAAGUUUUAUGGGACGAUUCCUCCAACAUUUGCAGAGGGAUGCCAAUUGAGUAAUUUCAACUUAAAUGGAAAUCUGUUAGAAGGGCUUUUGACACCAUCCAUCCUUAAUUGUAAUGGUCUGGAAGUGCUAGAUCUUGGUAACAACAAGAUCAAUGAUACAUUUCCUCAUUGGUUGGGAAGUCUUCCAUUUUUGCAAGUUCUUGUAUUGAAGUCAAAUCAUAUGCAUGGUUCCUUAUGUGUCAAUAGCUCUAAGUCUAGCCCUUUUUUCUCUAAAAUCCAAAUUUUUGACCUCUCAAGUAACUAUUUUUCUGGACCCCUACCAGUGAGAUACAUCAACAGCUUCAAGGCUAUCAUAAAUGUAGAGAAGAUUGGUAGUACAGUGUCGUACAUGGGGGUGAAUGAUGAUGGAGGUGACUUCUAUACCUAUUCCAUUGGAAUUGUUAUGAAAGGGAGAGAUAUGGAAUUGGUGAAAAUUUUCACCAUGUGGAUGAUCAUUGAUCUAUCAAACAAUCAGUUUGAAGGGGGUAUUCCAAAGGUUAUUGGGAAGCUUAACUUACUGAAAGGGCUCAACCUUUCUCAUAAUAACCUUAAUGGUGAUAUCCCCACCUCAAUAGGGAAUUUGACAAGUCUUGAAUGGUUGGACCUAUCUUCAAACAGGUUGUCUGGGAUGAUUCCAAAUAGAUUGGCAGAUCUGCCAUUUCUUUCGUCCUUAAAUGUUUCUGAAAAUCAACUCCAUGGUCAGAUUCCUCAAGGCAAACUAUUCAACACAUUUGGAAAUGAUUCAUAUGAAGGGAAUAAGGGACUAUGUGGAUUUCCGGUCUCGAAAGGUUGCAACAUCAUUGAGCCAGCACCUCCAAAUGUGCUUGAAAAAGAUGGCUCAAAAUCAAACAUUGCUUUUGGUUGGAAAGUGGUGUUGAUAGGUUAUGGAUGCGGAGUGGUGUUCGGAAUGUCCGUGGGAUAUGUUGUUUUCCAAACUGGUAAGCCGAAAUGGUUGGUGAAUUUGGUUGAAAACCAACAAGAGAAGAGGCGAAGAAGAAAGUCAAAGAAAGGCAAUCGUAGCAGUAGACGAAGAAGGAUCUAAUUACUGCAAAUGAUGUUCAAGAAUUAGUGUUGUAUUUUCAUAAUUUCUUGUUUUGUAGACCGUUUUGCCUAUGGUGAAGGGUUGCAUUGGGAUCUGUCUGUCUUUAUUAUUGUACCAAUUCCUCUGUCUUUCAUUGCAUUUCGUACUAUCUGUAAUGGUUUGUUUGAGUGUAACAUUUUGUAUGGUGGUGUUGUUUAUGUCUUCUUUCAUGGAUUUCAA
Gossypium raimondii (Peruvian cotton) is the source of this 2190-nucleotide messenger RNA. Its product is annotated as receptor-like protein 9DC3. Gene Ontology annotation, molecular function: protein binding. Bases 475 to 1971 code for a protein of 498 amino acids. The record is from RefSeq and is a predicted model, not a curated record. Lineage: Eukaryota; Viridiplantae; Streptophyta; Magnoliopsida; Malvales; Malvaceae. The transcript has 2 exons.